Messenger RNA from Schistosoma turkestanicum, 8137 nucleotides. The record is from the annotation of a GenBank genome assembly. Lineage: Eukaryota; Metazoa; Platyhelminthes; Trematoda; Strigeidida; Schistosomatidae.
GCCGGACCUUAAGGCCCGGUCGAUUUGACUCCAUCAGAUUGAUUGUUACAAAGAUUGAUUCCGCUAUUUCUUGUGGAUAUUGUAGUUAAUUUUAUGCCAUCACAUCUUAUCAGAGUUUCCGUAAUUCAGUAAUGAAUGCUUAGUGUUACUGUGGGAGAUUUUACGAUAACAUGUCAGCUAAUUUUAUGUAUUCUAAUACUGCACUUUCGUCUCUUAUACCGCCUCAGCAGCAACAGCACUUAGUUACGCAACGUAGUCGGUCAGCUUCAACAUCUAACGCUGGGCCUAAUGUCCACACACAAUAUCAAGUUGCUCUGUCACAACCUUAUCAAAACGUUGGUCCAAUAGAUGGGUCAUGGACUCAGGCGCAAGGACUGUAUGUUAACGGGUUAAAUAAGAUGAUGAAUGUACUUCCUGGACAAAACGUAACAGAUAUGGAACAAGUACCAAUCAGUCAGACAAGUGAAAAUUACAAAUAUGGACCCAACAUCAAACUAACUGAAUUAAAUUCAAGGUCGUGUGCUCACUCUUUUCAACCAUCUAACGGAAAUGCUGGUGGAAAUCACGGAUCUAUUGCUCUAGGAGCACAACAGGUUCAUUUCGCUGUCGCGGCUACUCCCAACGGUCUAGUUCAGCAACACACUGGCCUCCAAAACCCAUCCACGUCAAUACGUUCUGAACAAACUGGUGCCCUUCAUUCAACUUCUCAGCAUCCAUCUGGCUCUUUAGGUCAACCAUUCCUCAUUCCUGGGAUGGUAGGGCAACCGACCAUAAGAACGUUGACGCAGGAUAACCUAUCUUCAGCCUACAGAGAAUCUGGCCCCACUCAGCCACUUCUAACGUCUAGUUCAAAACAAGUAAAUAAUCUCAACAAUACGAACACUGCACGUGACCUGCACCCCCGGAUUCUUGAUGUUAAUGUAUCAAUGAACCAAUCAGCCUACGUCCCAUCUGUCCCAGUCCAACAUCCAGUUGCCUCACACCACCAACUAUACACGAGUCCUACACUUCAGCCACCAUCAUUACAUGGGGUGGUAGAAUAUGUUCAAGCUGUUUAUCCCGCUAAUCCAAAUGUUCAUAUUCCAUAUACGCAGCAAUCUGCAGCUUUGUAUGGUCAUUAUCCUGCUCAAAUAACCACUGGAUUCGAUUCAACAAUAAAUACAAACUUUAAUUCACGUAUACGUCACAACACUUGGGCUGGUCUCGAAGAUAAUAUGUCUGCUGUGAAUCAUGAUUCAUCUGCUAGGAAAAUGAAAAACGAAAAGGUUUUGGUUCCAAAUGAUUUCCCAUCUACAGUCAACGAAUAUAGCUUAAAUUCACAUGGUUCAUUUUCUCAAUAUACAGCCACUCCAUAUUUUCCUGGUUUCAAUCAAUCAUCUUUUUACCAAACAGAUGGUCAAAAGCCAGAUAUCCCUAAAUUACCCGGAUCCGUUACAUUCCAACAUGGUGAAACACAAAAACAUCCAUGCAGUUAUCAAAAUCUCGCUUCCUUACAGUUUAAUUCCUCCUCAGCUAUGACUAACAACAAAGCAGAUUUCCCCAGUAAUGAUGUUUCAUAUAUGACUUCUGUCCCAGUAGGUCAGUUACCUUCAAGAUCAAAUUAUCGAGUUCACAAAAACUCAUACUUGUCAUCAGUUCCAUCUUGUAUGCCCGUUCAAAACAAUAAUAAUUAUAACGGUAACAAUAACAACCAUAAUCUCUCUUCUCAUGCUUACGUUUUUAAUUCUGAUAAUUCAAAAGCACUACAACAAUCAACUUAUCCUUUGAGAGACAAUUAUCCUCGCAUAAAUCACAAACCUCGUGAAUGGAAUAAAUCUAAGGAUGCAAUGCAUCAUAAACCUCCAUCAAGUUCUUAUCACUCUCGUUUAAACAAUACAAAAUCAAAAACUGUAAUUAAAAAUUUCUCUACAGACAAACAAGCUGGUCUUAAUGACCGUAAACCUGCAUCUAGUUCGGUAAAUGAUAGAUUGACACAGACGGACAAACAAACUAACUCUUUUACUGUUCAAACGACUAGUUUUGUAUCCUCAGGUGGUCAAGGUCUCAUAUCUUCACUACCUAAAACGAACCAGGACUCUAGUUCAAACCAGCAGCUAAAUACAAAGACUACUCAUUUCAGCUAUCAUCCACAGUUUCAUACAAACGUUCAUGGUUCAGUAAGCCAGACUAAUGAGCAUUCUGUUGCAGGCCCACCACAGCAUUUGGGGAAUUAUCAAUCAUUUUUUGCCAAUAACAACCUUCUAUCUAGUUAUAUUCAAAGUCUUCCUGAAAAUAUGGUAGCUAGUUUGAAAUUAAGCGGUUUUCGCUUGGUUCUUGAUUCUUGUCCAACAAGGUUGUUACUUAGCACAUCAUUAGUUGGUUCAAUUAUUGGUCGAGGUGGUCGAACCAUUCGUCAGAUCACAACAAAAACAGGGGCUAAAAUUGAAAUGAAACAAGAUAUUAUUACUUUUUCACAGUUCUCUUUGCCUGGGAAAGGUAAAAAGACAGUGAAAUCAUCUGAUUCUGACAGUGCCAAUCACGUUGCAUGUACUAAUCAUUCUGGAGAGGAAGAAGAAAAUGGAAAAAAAGAAACAAUCCAACCGUUUGAUAAUGCGGAUACUUUUACAAAUACUGAUGACAAUCCAAAGGCUGAUGAACCAGCAGAAACGUGUUCGAAUGUCAAUACAGAGUCUAUAUUAGCUAAUAAAUCUCAAUCAAAAUUAGAAGUUCAGUCAGAUGAGAGUCAGCUUGCAGUUCUUUUCGGAUCAAGAGAACAAUGUUCAGCUGCACUAUGUGAAAUGCUUACAAUAUGUUUUCGUGAAUCUAAACAUCGUGGCUUCUCUGAUCCUUGUUUAGGUUUACUUGUUGAACAACAUAUUUAUACACAGCUGAUAAUGAAUAAAGGGAAAAAGUAUUUCAAUGCUAUUCAUGCAGCUACAGGAGCACGCAUAUCGGUAACAGGAACACCACUUCAAAUUCGUUCUUCCAAUGAUGAUGAAAAACAUAAUUUAGCUCCUACCGACAGAGUAUUAGUUGUUCGUGGCCAAUUACAUUCUAUAUGUGCCGCUGAAGCAUUUCUCAGUGAACAAAUUCGAUGGGCAACAAUUGAAUCGUCUAUACCAUCUAAUUUUUGGCCUUUACUCAAUCAUCUUCCUUCUCUUCCAGUGAAUAAUAAUAAUAAUAACAAUAAUAAUAAUCAUAAUAGAUCAUCAAAAUCUUCCAAUGUAUCAUCAUUUAGUUAUGAUCCACAAUCAGUUUGUUCAUUAAUCAUGUCUUUAGGAUCUAUAUUUUGGCCUCAUUCUGUAUGUGCUAAACUUGGAAAAAAUACUAAUAUUCAACAUUAUAAUAAACGAUCUUUAAUGAGAAAUAUGAACACUUCACAAACUAUAUCUAAAGAUAUUUCUACAAGUAUGGCAAAUGAUGAUAAUCUCAACUCAACAAAUUUAGUCGGUGUUGACGACGAUAAACAAACAAAUCAAAGCGAUCAAGACAAUGAAACUAUGAAUGAUAAUAAUGACAAUCUAGAUAGUAUCAGUGUUCACGAUGAAAAAAGUGAUAUCAUCCUCGAAACAAGUGAGAAUUUGGACAAUACACUUAAUCAGUUAUCAGUACACAACGAAUUGUCUGUUGAUGAUAAUGAAGAUGAUGAACAGAAAGAGGAGGAGGAGGAGGGGGAGGAUCAGCAGCAGGAGGAAGGUUUUCACAAUAAAACUAUCAACAGCGUUGUGUCGUCCGAUUUUGAACAGGACAACAAUGAAUCCACUAUUGUUUUAAAAACAUCUAACGAGAAUAAAGAAACAGAGUUACAACCGCUAUCUGAUGAUUGUGUUGUUGAUUCGGAAAUGCAAAAAUUGGAUAAAUCAGAUCAAUUAAAACCUGAUCUACAUACGGUUGGACGCUUAACUCGUCCAACAAUCCAUAAAGAAACCAACCUUACCAUGGCAACCGCUGUUCAACAGUCAUUAAUUGCAGCUGUAGGUCCAAUAGCUUGGUUAGCUACCGGCGGUAUGCUUUAUAUGCGUGUCUCUUACAACGAAGCUGGUGCACUAAUUGGGUCGGAAGGAUCUCGAAUCCAACAACUUAUGCAAAUUACAGGAGCUGAAGUACAUAUUGGCAAGGUUCCAAUAAGUCCACCGUAUGCAUUAAGUCCAAUGACUUGUAAUCGUAAUUAUUCAAACAAUACUAUUCCACCAUCUGAUGAAAAAUCACCAACAUGUAUAUCACUUGCUGAUACUUUCUUGAAUGAUACUGUGAUUGCUGCUACAAACUGUGAUUCUUCGCUUCAUGUUAACACUAAUCACAAUAAUCCAUUAUUAUCUACAUGUAAUAAUGAUCAUGUUGACAAUAUUACUGACAAAAAUCCGAUUAAUGAUAAUGAUGAUAUGAUGAAUACUAGUCAAUCUAUAAACAAUGUCAAUGAUGAAUUAUCAUUGUCAGUGGAUGUUAAUGAAAAUGUUAAUAAUAAUGAUGUUGAUGAUGAUGUUAAUUUCACUGAACAACAACAACAGCAACAACCUAAUAAUGAACUUGUUGAUAAUGAUGAUGAUGAUAAGGAAACAAUUGGUACAAAUGAAGUAACUGUCGUAAACAAUAAUAAUAAUAAUAAUGAUAGUAAUGAUAAUCAUGUAAUUACCACUACAAAAGAAUGCACAGAAGUGAUUUCUUCAAUUACUGUAAAUCCUUCAGUGAAUAAUGAUGAUACUCAUGAUGAUAGUAAUGAGAAUGAUACUACUGUAGACCUAUCGAAUGAUCAAAUACCUGAAUCCGUUGAACAAAAAUCUAAUACAAUGCCAUCAUCGUCAUCAUCUAAUCAAUCAUAUCGUUUAGUCAGUUUAUCUGGUUCAGCUCAAUCACAAAUUAUGGCUCAAUGGCAAAUAUUUCAACGUCUUAAAAAUUUGCAUAAACGCCAGACAACUUCAUCAAGUGAUAAUUCAAGUCAGAAAUUAUUUUGUUUAGCCACUUUAAUAUGUCUACCAUAUCGAUUUCUCUGGUGGCUUACAACUCAUAAUCCAGGAUUCACAGAAGUAUCUCAAUCAUCCUCCAUUCUUACAUCGACUGUCUUUUCAAAUUUCGAUCACUCUGAUAAUAACGAUGAUAAUAAUAGUAAUAAUAAUAAUAAAUCUGGAACAUCUCCGUUAAAUUGGAUUCAAUCAUUGGCUAGUAGACGUUUAAAUGCAAAUUUAUCAUCAAGUGAUUCAGUUAGAAAAUUUAUUCAUGUACUACCUGAGCCUAGACGACGUAAGCGUUUAGUGCAACAACAACUUAAACGAAUCAAUGCUACUCUACGUGGCCAACAACAACAACAUUUGAACUAUGCUAAUGGUAAUUGUUUGUCAAAAUCACUUAUUCUACCACCGAAAGGGCUAACUAAUGAUGGGUUAGAUCAAUUAUGGUCUCAUCCUAAUCGUAUACCAUUAGAAAUAUAUGCUGAUUUUGACACUACACAACUUAUUCUAACAAAUCUACAUCAUAUGUUAGCUUUGUGGUUAUAUGGACAAUCUCUUGCUGGCGCUUCUGUUCAAUCGUUUAUUCAAGCUCCUAUCAUAUAUGUACUGCCUAAUAGACGCCCAACCAAUACGUCAACCUCAGAUUCAGCAAAUGGUCGAUUAUAUUCAAAAUCCAAUCGACAUAAUACAGACCAAUUCGAUCAUUGGGCACUUAUUCCUGGUCAUCAAGAUGCUUUUUUGAAUUCCUUGAAACAACCAUUUCAUGUUCCAUUGUUACCGGGAGGUAUUCCAAAUUUUGGAUCCUCCACAGCGGCAGCUUCUCCUAGUUAUUCAACACCUAUGGUUCCAGACCGUUCAGGUUUCGCGAAUCUGGCUCAACCUUUUUAUUAUCCUCGAUACCCGUUGAUAAAUUGGCAUGGAAUAGCUAGUAGCAAAUACUCAGGACAAACGAUGCCGUCUGACCCUACCACAACAAGACCUCUGCGUGUCGGACCUCCAACACUAUAUGGCUGUUGGCCACGUGGACGUUUCGGUGAUACAAUAGAUGAAAAGCACAAUAUUGAAAUAAAUCAGCCCUCUUCACAGUCUACACGAUUUCCAUCAGCUGGUACUGGUUACACGUUUAUCACUAACCUACCUCUCCCACCUCCAUCGCAUCCACCUACAAGUUUAAAUCAUGUCCACGUAUCUACUCAAUCUCAAGUUAUUCCUGGUUCUUGUUAUCGUAGUUCAUCAGUUUCAUCACAUUCUAAUAAAUUUAGAUUUCGUAACCCAUGCAGUGGUGGAAACCCAGUGGAACCAUUUAUUUUAAAUAGUAUGCCUUUGUUGGACACACCAAAUCAGAUCAAUCAUCAUACAAAUUUUAAUCACAAUUCAAAACAAGCAAUUCAUGUUACAAUGAAUGAGGAGAAAACUCAGGGGAUACGUACAAAGCAGAAUUUUCAAGAAUCACGGCGGAACAAAGAGGUUUUAGUUGCCGGUGGUGAUAGGUAGAUUUGUUCCAAUAUCGUCCCCAAUCUAUCUCUCUCUCUCCCUCUCUCUCAUUUUUACUUAUUUUUGUUUUUUCAUUAAUUUUCAUCUUUGCCUCUCACGCUCAUUUUAUAACCAUGAUUGGGGAAUCAAUGAAUCUAGCACACAAACUUGCCAUGAGUGUACACACACACACAAUCAUUAGUAAUUUUCUCUUUCAGUUCGUUAUCCCUUGGUCGUUUUUCUUUCCUCUGCUUGUGUUGUGUUUCACUUGAAUUACUAUCACUGUUCUCGAUUUCUUUUGCCGGUCUCCUCACUGCUUCUUCCCCAUUACUUACUCUUUGUUUCAUAUUGUUUUCCCCGUUCUCGGUCAUUUCUCUUAUUUUUUUAUACGGUUCAUUUUAUUUCCUCUCUCUCUGUCUUUCCUUCCCAUUAUUGUUAUCUGUAGUGUAUGACACUAUGGACGAUCGUGAUAAUGAUGAUUGUGUUGAUUUCGUAUGUGUGAAGACAGAAGAAAAUGAUUAUGUGCUUGUAUUAUGUGUUCAUAAUAAAAAUGGUUUACUCUUUUUUUUUUACCUCCCGCCCCACCACUCAGACUUUAAUUCUUCUUCUUCUUCUUUUCUAUUAUUCUUUUCAUGCUUCUAUUUCCUCCUUCUACUACGACCUGGGUUGUUUUUCUUUUUUAUAGGAAUAAAAUUAAAAAUUCAAAUCAUAUUGGAUUAAUGUAAUGUAGACCACCAAUCGAUUUUGCUCAUAUGUGCAGCUCACCCACCAUAACACAAAGACAACAACAACAUCAUCCUGUAUGUGUAUGUACUCUUUCUUGCAACCAGUAUAAUAUUUUUUUCAAAAGUCGCAAAACUGUGUUUUCACAGUGUUUUGCUGUUCAUUGCUGCUCAAUAAUACCUAAUUCUUAAUGAACGAACUAACUAACUAUCUAUCUAUCAUACAAUACAAUACAAAAUACAAUGAUGAAUCAUUAUAUUUGAUAGAAAUUAUUAUUAUGAUUAUUAUUAUUCCUCUUGAUUAAUUUGUAUAAUUAUAUACAAUGAAUGUGUAUCAUUGUGUAUUGUGAUGUUGAUGUUGAUGAUGAUGAUGAUGACGACAAUGACAACCAAGUCUCUUUCACACAUAUAUAAAUAUUUGUUGUUACAUCAUCUCAAGAAGGUUAAGAUGCUCCUACCCGGUGUUGUCUUUCACACCUAUGCGAGCGUACUACCGAAUACUGAAUAAUUUGAAGAAGAAGCAGAAGUAGAAACAUAAAACCAAACACACAUACUUAUGUACAUUUAUCUGUGCCUCUAGAAAGAGUAAAACAAGAACCAAGAUUCAUCAGAAAACAAAAAGUUCAAUAAAACAAAAUAAAAGGACACAAGAAAUAUCAGUUGGAUAAUAACGUUUCUUUUUUCUUAAUUUGAUUCAAAUAUUAUAUCAUCUCAAUUAACAACUGUGACACUAGUAAUAAUAAUAAUAACAACAACAAUGUUCUGUGUAUGUUUUUUGUGUACGUUUUGAUUUUUGCUCCCGUUCCCGUUCUCUCUCCCUCUCUCUGUCUCUCUCCUGUAUCCCUCCCUAUUUUUAUCCCGUUUUUUUAUAUUUUAUUUACUCUUCAAUUUUAACAGUUAUCCCUUAAUUAAUGUGUAGAAACUUUGUGCACGAUAUAAUUUUUUUUUCUAUUUAUUAAAGAAAAAUGAAAUAAUGAGAAUAGUUUGUUCUUAAUUUAUAAAUUUGUUUGUUUUUUU